AUGGAAAUACCACACCCAUGUCCCCCUCCGGCAGGAUUUCAAAUACCUGGUGGUGGCGGCGGCGGCGGCGGUUUUCCUCAACAGGGAUUCGCUCAACCAGGUUACCCUCAACCGGGAUAUCCUAAAUCAGAUUAUCAACAACCAGGUUACGGAGGUUUGCAACCUGGUGCUCCACCAGCAUACGAUUCUGUUUAUGGCGGUCAACCUCCUCCGCAAGCACCAAAUAUGUACGGUACAAAUUAUGGUGGGGAAGCGGGUGACGUUUCCGGAUUUGAAUUUUCCGAAAAGUCCGUUCGACAUGCAUUUAUUAGAAAAGUCUAUGGAAUAUUAAUGUGUCAGCUCGUAGUUUCUUUGGGUUUCAUCGCAUUAUUUCUAUUUCACAAUGAUACGAGAGUGUUCUUGGCUGUGGCUAUCACUGCCGUCGUUUGCUUUGCCUUGACAGUUUUUGCUUUUCAAACAAAAUGGGAUUUCACUCUUAUGCGUGGAGGAUUGUUUGUUUGUUGUAUAGUUUUGUUUGUAUUUGGAAUUUGCGCAAUGUUCAUAAAAAUGAAAAUAGUGACGUUGGUAUAUUCAUGCCUAGCAGCAUUGUUAUUUUCACUCUACCUUAUUUUCGAUACCCAAAUGAUGAUGGGAGGCAAGCAUAAAUAUUCAAUUUCACCUGAAGAAUACGUGUUUGCUGCAUUAACUCUAUAUUUGGACAUUGUUAAUAUUUUCAUGUCGAUUCUUACCAUCAUUGGAAAUUCGAGAGAGUAA
Pediculus humanus corporis (human body louse) is the source of this 753-nucleotide messenger RNA. RefSeq lists its product as uncharacterized. The transcript is spliced from 5 exons. NCBI's taxonomy places the organism in Eukaryota, Metazoa, Arthropoda, Insecta, Psocodea, Pediculidae. Bases 1 to 753 code for a protein of 250 amino acids. Gene Ontology annotation, cellular component: membrane. The record is from RefSeq and is a predicted model, not a curated record.